CACUUCAGAAUUACCUUUCAAGAUGUUUCGGAUCAUUCAAACGUCUGUCAACCGUGCUUGGGAAAAUUACAAAUGGAGUCAUUGUUCUCAGUAAAAAUCUGCAUUUUUCUUCUAGGGACAACAAAGACCACACUUUUACAUUACCCCUGGGAGGGGUUUGAGGUUGAUUACUGAAAUAUUGAACCCCUAAUCUAGACUAUAAGGACCAUAUUAUGCACACGAAUAUGGUAGAUAUGAGUGUCUCUGGAGCAAAAUUCUGUGUGGACAGGAUAAUACUGGAUCAAAUAAACCUGGAUGAAGUAGCCCAAUGGCAGGAUGAAAUCCAAGGGCCCUCUUUGAAAGAGAAGAUCCGUGACUCUAUGAGAUGCUCUGUGAGGUGCAUCUGGAUUUGGAUAAUAACAUGGAUUCCGGUUCUAUCCUGGAUUCCCAGUUAUUCCAUUCGGGAAAAUGCUCUUGGUGACCUGGUUUCGGGUGUCAGUGUGGGAAUCAUGCACCUGCCUCAGGGUAUGGCGUAUGCUCUUCUGGCUUCUGUUCCACCUGUCUUUGGUCUCUACACCUCCUUCUAUCCUGUACUGGUUUACUUCAUCUUUGGCACAUCUAGACACAUCUCAAUAGGAACCUUUGCUGUGAUAAGUUUAAUGAUAGGCAGCGUCUCCGAGCGACUGGCUCCUGAUGAUCACUUUCUGAUCAAUGGUACAAACGGAUCGAUCAUAGUGGAUACGGAGGUGCGAGACGAGCUACGGGUAAAAGUAGCAGCAACGACGACGGUACUUUGUGGCAUAUUUCAGGUUUUGUUGGGUCUGGUACGGUUCGGGUUUGUGGUGACAUAUCUCUCUGAGCCGUUGGUUCGGGGUUACACGACAGGCGCAGCCACUCAUGUGAUCAUCUCUCAGCUCAAAUACAUGUUUGGAGUGUCACCCAGAAGAUUCACUGGACCCCUGCAGCUGAUUUAUACUCUGUUGGACCUCGGCAGUUUAUUACCCCAAACACAUGUACCCACUCUGAUGGUCACUCUGGUGUCUCUCAUAGUUUUGAUCAUUGUCAAAGAGAUAAACUCCUGCUACAGUCACAAACUACCUCUUCCUAUACCAAUAGAGCUCAUGGUGAUUAUUGCAGGGACUCUUAUUUCGCAUUAUAUUGGUCUCAGAGAUGUUAAUGGUGUUGAUGUGGUGGGAGAGAUUCCAAAUGGGUUGGCCCCGCCCACCAUCCCAGAGAUAUCUUUCUUCUCCUCGAUUGUAGGAGAUGCAUUUGCUGUAGCUGUGGUUGGUUAUGCCAUCAACAUUUCUCUGGGCAAGACAUUUGCUCUUAAACAUGGAUAUAAAGUAGACAGCAAUCAGGAAUUUGUAGCAUUGGGGCUCAGCAAUACAAUUGGUGGGUUGUUUCAGUGUUACGCUGUCACGUCCUCCAUGUCACGAAGUCUUGUCCAGGAAAGCACUGGGGGAAAGACACAGGUUGCUGGUGCAAUAUCGGCUAUUAUUGUACUUAUUACUGUUUUGAAGCUUGGUCCGCUAUUUCAGGAGCUGCCCAAAGCUGUGCUGUCCACCAUCGUGUUUGUAAAUCUGAAGGGAAUGUUCAUGCAGUUUCGGGAUAUUCCUGUUCUAUGGAAGAGCAACAGAGUAGAUCUGCUGGUGUGGCUUGUGACGUUUCUCUGUACUGUUCUGCUGAAUCUGGAUCUGGGUUUGGUGGCGUCCAUUGCCUUCAGUCUUCUGACUGUGAUCUUCAGGACCCAGCGUCCACAAUAUUCUUUACUUGGUAGGGUGCCAGGCACAGAACUGUACUUAGAGACAGAGUCAUAUAAGGAGGCCAAAGAAAUCACAGGUAUCACUAUCUUCCGGUCCUCUGGUAUGAUUUACUACGCCAAUGCUGAACUCUAUCAAGAAGCCCUACUGGAGAAGAGUGGAAUCAAUUUUCCAAAGCUUCGCAAGCUGAAAAAGAUGAGAGAGAAACAUGCCAAGAAGACAAGAAAGAGACAAAUGAAUGAAGAAGAUAAACAGAGUGGAGUUUUGAGAGAGUUAGCAAACCGAAUGGUGAUCUCAAUGAAGAAUAUGAGCGACUCUGCACGAGCACGUCGACACGAGACUGACCGUGAAUGCAUUAUAGAUGAAUACGGGAUAUCAACAGUUGACAUGGACCAAGAUUUCCAGCCAGAGCAGAUCUCCGGAAAGAUGGAUAAACACUCCAUCAUCCUGGACUUCAGUACUGUCAGCUUCAUUGACACAGUCACCCUAAAAACACUGACAAAUAUAUUUCGAGAUUUUGCAGAAGUGGACAUCACUGUUUACAUAGCUGGAUGUCAAGGGUGUGUAGUUCAACAGUUAGAGCGAGGGAGAUUUUUCACAGACUCUGUCACCAAAAAUCGACUUUUCCCAUCUAUCCAUGAUGCUGUGCUGCACUGCCUCUCACAGUCUAGGAGAGAUCUGCCCACAUCUGAGGUUACACUGGAGAUGCCCGGCACUACCAGAUUAUGACCAGCAGAUAUCAGUCUACCCUGCCUCCCCGGUGCUGUGCUGCAUUGAUAUAGGACCCUGCAUUUCCAUGACAACAUACAUGGCUGCUGUGAUGAAUUAAGUGUGUGUGUGUGUGUGUGUGUGUGUGUGUGUGUGUGUGUGUACCUGGUAAUUAUCAGGUUGUGGGGACCAAUUGUCCCCACAAAGAUAGGAAUACCUGUAUUUUUGUGACCUUGUGGGGAAAUUUUGAUGUCCCCAUGAGGCAACAAGCUUAUAAAUCAAACAAAAUUAUGUUUCUUGAAAAUGUGAAGUAGUAGAAGGGUUUCUGUGAUGGUUGGGGUUAGGGAAUGGGGCGGGUAAUGGGAAUAGAAUAUACAGUUUGUACGGUAUAAAAUGCAUUAUGUCUAUGAAAUGUCCCCACAAAACAUGGAAACCAGAAUGUGUGUGUGUGUGUGUGUGUGUGAGAGAGAGAGAGACAGAGAGAGAGAGAGAGAGAGAGAGAGAGAGAUUGUAUUAUAUUGAUGAAUGUUAGAUUUAUUUGGUUUAUAUUGUUUAUAAAAUGCAAAUAUAAAACUUUUGAACUUUUUUUCACAAUUAUCUUUUGUUUAUAAAAUGCAAAUAUUGAACUUUUGAACUUUUUCUCAAUUAUAUUUUGUUUAUAAAAUGCAAAUAUAAAACUUUUGAACUUUUUUUCACAAUUAUCUUUUGUUUAUAAAAUGCAAAUAUUGAACUUUUGAACUUUUUUCUCAAUUAUAUUUUGUUUAUAAAAUGCAAAUAUAAAACUUUUGAACUUUUUUCUCAAUUAUCUUUUGUUUAUAAAAUGCAAAUAUUAAACUUUUGAACUUUUUUCUCAAUUAUAUUUUGUUUAUAAAAUGCAAAUAUUAAACUUUUGAACUUUUUUUCUCAAUCUUUUGUUUUUAAAAUGCAAAUAUGAAACUGUUGAACUUUUUUCUCAAUUAUAUUUUGUUUAUAAAAUGCAAAUAUGAAACUUUUGAACUUUUUUUUCAAUUAUAUUUUGUUUAAAAAAUGCAAAUAUUAAACUUUUGAACUACUUUUCUCAAUUAUCUUUUGUUUAUAAAAUGCAAAUAUUGAACGUUUGAACUUUUUUCUCAAUUAUAUUUUGUUUAUAAAAUGCAAAUAUAAAACUUUUGAACUUUUUUUCUCAAUUAUCUUUUGUUUAAAAAAUGCAAAUAUUAAACUUUUGAACUUUUUUUCUCAAUUAUCUUUUGUUUAUAAAAUGCAAAUAUUAAACUUUUGAACUUUUUUUCUCAAUUAUAUUUUGUUUAUAAAAUGCAAAUAUGAAACUUUUGAACUUUUUUUCUCAAUUAUCUUUUGUUUAUAAAAUGCAAAUAUGAAACUUUUGAACUUUUUUCUAAUUAUCUUUCCCCCCUUUGUGACAGACUAAAGACUGGCAUUGUUUUUUUAAUGUGAAUGCAUUACAAGUGUAUAUUGUAGUGGAUCUGUCACUGGGGCAGUAUCCUUUGAAAAGGUCCUACUAUAUACAAUUUAGGUACAUACUGUAUAUGUAUACAUUUGGUACCGCUAUGUACCUCUGGAUUACUAAUAUGACCUGUUUAGGUGCAAAGGUGUAAGGGUACGACCCCAGUGACAGCUAGGGACCAUUUUUUUGGCAGUGCUUAUACCCCUUACACAUAAAGUUAAUGUAAGAUAUUGUUGGCUGGUCCUGUUUUAAUCUCAGUCCACUUUUCUUUGCUGACUUGUUUUGUGGAGGGUUUAAAGUGCUUAUCCCAUUCCAGACCCCACGAAAUCCCAAGGCAACACAUUGCAGGCAGUUCAGUUAAUCAGAUUUAACAUUGUUUAACACACACAGGGGCUGGUGUGGUGGACAGAAUGACUUUUGCCCAAUAUAUACAUUUUCACCACUGGUCUCUCUUUGAAAUAUGGUUGUAUUUUAUUAGUUUGUUGUAAUGUAAGUGGAGAUUUACGUCCACAGUUUAUCACAGUUCAAGUGCAGGCUAAAGAAUUAAAUAAAGGCAUAUGUUGUUUCUUA
Misgurnus anguillicaudatus (oriental weatherfish) is the source of this 4458-nucleotide messenger RNA. The record is from RefSeq and is a predicted model, not a curated record. Lineage: Eukaryota; Metazoa; Chordata; Actinopteri; Cypriniformes; Cobitidae.